AUGGCAGCCGGGAGGGUGUGCCAGCCGGGAGGGGAGAACAUCUGCCGUAACCCGGCUCUGCUGCAGCGGUGCGACACGCUGGGCCUGGCCGAGCUGGGCACCAUGUGUGACCCACGCGCCUCCUGCUCAAUCAUUCAAGACAACGGCCUCAGCGCCGCCUUCACCGUGGCGCACGAGCUCGGACACGUGCUCAACAUUCCACACGACGAUGACUCCAAAUGCCUGCCGUACAUGAGCGUCGACAAGAUGCACUUCGUCAUGUCCCGGAUGCUGGACCACAACACGUUCCCCUGGGCUUGGUCCAACUGCAGCCGCCACUAUCUCACCGAGUACCUCGACGCCGGGUACGGUGACUGUCUGCUAAACUCGCCCAACACCAACUACCUGCGCAACACGGGCCGCGGAGCACGCACAGACCUGGCAGGCGAGACGUAUGACGCCAGCCAGCAGUGCAAGUUCGUCUUCGGGGACCAGUUCGAGAUCUGCUCCUACAUGCCGGUCUGUAAGCGGCUGUGGUGCACCUCCGGCGAGGAGGAGGCCGGCUGCCGCACGCAGCACAUGCCGUGGGCGGACGGCACCGCCUGCGGCCCGGACAGGUGGUGUCAGCGCGGCGAGUGCCGACCGCGCUCGCCGCAGGCCGACACCGUGCACGGCGCCUGGGGCGAGUGGGGCGAGUAA
Pollicipes pollicipes is the source of this 678-nucleotide messenger RNA. Its product is annotated as A disintegrin and metalloproteinase with thrombospondin motifs 20. Gene Ontology annotation, cellular component: extracellular matrix. Bases 1 to 678 code for a protein of 225 amino acids. NCBI's taxonomy places the organism in Eukaryota, Metazoa, Arthropoda, Thecostraca, Pollicipedomorpha, Pollicipedidae. The record is from RefSeq and is a predicted model, not a curated record. Gene Ontology annotation, molecular function: metalloendopeptidase activity. The transcript is spliced from 5 exons. Gene Ontology annotation, biological process: extracellular matrix organization; proteolysis.